UUAAAAGCGCACACAUACUUGCGCAGCGCCAGUGGAGUUUUAUCCAAUUUUCAACGAAGCAGACCGUGCGUAAAAACGUGGAACUGGCGUGAAAGCAAGAGUGAGCGAGAGACCUUUGCCAACAAAGCACAAGUAAAGGCAUUUUUUUGCACUAGUUCCUCCAACUACUCAGUACAGUCGUGGGGCAGCAAGAAACAGAAGCGAAGUGUUCAAUUACGAGCAGCAACAGAUUUUAUCAUGUCGAAUCCUGAGAUAGAAACGCAGCUGGCACCUCUACGGGAGCGAGUGCAGGAGCAAGGCAACUUGGUCCGCGAACUAAAGGCAAAGGGAGCACCCGAAUUGGAUGUUAAGAAGGCCGUGGCCGAGCUAAAGGUUCGUAAGAAAGUUCUCGAAGAAAAGGAAUUGGCGCUAACGCCAAGCGUAGUCAGCUUUGAUCGCGCGAAAAUGGAGGAUCUCUUGAAGCGACGCUUCUUCUACGACCAAUCCUUUGCCAUAUACGGCGGCAUCACCGGCCAAUACGACUUUGGACCAAUGGGUUGUGCGCUUAAGUCCAACAUAUUAGCUUUGUGGCGGCAGUUCUUUAGUUUGGAGGAGCAAAUGCUAGAAGUGGACUGCUCCAUAUUGACACCCGAGCCAGUCCUCAAGGCGUCAGGUCAUGUGGAACGAUUUGCCGAUCUGAUGGUGAAAGACGUCAAGACCGGCGAGUGCUUCCGACUGGACCAUCUAAUCAAACAAGCACUCGAAAAAUUAUGCACAGCGAAGGAUGCAACCCCAGCGCUACGGGCUGAAUGUGAGGACAUCAUUAUUAAGCUGGAUGGCCUAAACAAACAGGAGCUCGCGGAUGUGUUAGCUAAAUACAAUAUAAAGUCACCAUUGACUGGCAACGAUCUGACAGAACCGAUUGAAUUCAAUCUAAUGUUUGCAACUCAAAUUGGACCCACUGGUCUGGUGAAAGGAUUCUUGCGCCCAGAGACCGCCCAAGGCAUAUUUGUAAACUUCAAGCGUCUCCUGGAGUUUAACCAAGGAAAGCUUCCCUUUGCUGUGGCCCAAAUCGGAAACUCUUUCCGCAAUGAGAUUUCGCCGCGAUCUGGUCUGAUACGGGUACGUGAGUUCACCAUGGCAGAGAUUGAGCACUUCUGUGAUCCUGUGCAAAAGGAUCAUCCCAAAUUUAGCCGGGUGGCCAACGAGAAGCUAACACUAUAUUCAGCUUGCAACCAGAUGGAUGGAAAAUCAGCACAGCCAUCAACCAUUGGCGAGGCCGUAGCCAGCAAACUGGUGGCCAACGAGACAUUGGGCUACUAUAUGGCUCGGAUUCAGCAGUUCCUUCAUGCGAUUGGUAUCAAGCCUGAGUGCUUGCGCUUCCGUCAGCACAUGGGUAAUGAAAUGGCGCACUAUGCCUGCGAUUGUUGGGACGCAGAGAUUCUCACCUCAUAUGGCUGGGUGGAGUGCGUUGGCUGUGCCGAUCGAUCAGCUUACGAUCUGAGCCAGCACACAGCUGCCACCGGCGUACGUCUAGUGGCCGAGAAGCGUUUGCCAGCUCCAAAGACCGUGGAAGUAAGUGAGAUUGUGCCCAACAAGCAGGCGCUGGGCAAAGCAUUCAAAAAGGAAGCCAAGUCCAUAACGGAUGCGCUGGCCAAGUUGUCGCUGGAUGAUAUUAAGCAGGUAGAGACACAGCUAUCGGCCGGUGGCCUGUAUAAGCUGACCCUCUCUGAUGGCGCCACUCACGAGCUCGGUGCAGAAAGCAUCACUGUGAAGCAUGCCACCAAAACAGUACACGUCGAGGAGUUCAUACCAAGCGUGGUAGAGCCAUCUUUUGGCAUAGGGCGCAUCAUGUAUGCCCUGCUCGAGCAUAGUUUUCAAUGCCGUGAGGGUGAUGAGCAGCGCUGCUACUUCACAUUGCCUCCUCUUGUAGCACCCUACAAGUGCUCCAUAUUGCCUCUUUCGAACAACGCCGAGUUCCAGCCGUACACUCAACAGCUGUCCACCUUGUUGACGAAAGCGGAACUGUCGCACAAAGUGGACGAUUCAAGUGGCUCCAUAGGACGUCGCUAUGCACGAACAGACGAGAUUGCCAUUCCCUAUGGCAUCACUGUGGACUUCGAUACCUUAAAGGAGCCUCACACAGUGACGUUACGUGACCGAAACACCAUGAAACAGGUUCGCAUUGGGCUCGAUGUUGUUGUCGGUGUAGUCAAAGAUUUGGCAACGACAAAGCUCACCUGGGCCCAGGUCUUAGAGCAAUACCCAAUCUUUGAGCAGCAGGAAGCUACGAAAUGAACCAUAUUUUAAACCAACAAUUGCUUUGUACGCUAUAAAUGUAAUACGAUC
Messenger RNA from Drosophila hydei, 2328 nucleotides. It is a transcript of the gene GlyRS, whose product is annotated as glycine--tRNA ligase. Gene Ontology annotation, molecular function: ATP binding; glycine-tRNA ligase activity. Bases 238 to 2277 code for a protein of 679 amino acids. The transcript has a single exon. Lineage: Eukaryota; Metazoa; Arthropoda; Insecta; Diptera; Drosophilidae. Gene Ontology annotation, biological process: mitochondrial glycyl-tRNA aminoacylation. Gene Ontology annotation, cellular component: cytoplasm; mitochondrion. The record is from RefSeq and is a predicted model, not a curated record.